This is a messenger RNA of Cylicocyclus nassatus, 495 nucleotides long. NCBI's taxonomy places the organism in Eukaryota, Metazoa, Nematoda, Chromadorea, Rhabditida, Strongylidae. The record is from the annotation of a GenBank genome assembly.
AUGAACCAUACGAUUACAUGCAGCUGUAGAGAAGACCUCUGCAAUAGAAUGGCUAAUGUAAAGACCAUAAUAGGAGAAAACCUCAAAGGUCCAGCAGAUGUUUCUUUUUGCAACAAUUCUGAUAUGACCAUGGCUGAUUGCAUACAACUGCUGAAAUGCCUUCUAGCUAAUCUGGAGCUAAAAAUAAACACGCAUCAAAGUUUCGACGACUAUUUCGACAAUAUUUCUAUCAAUGAGGUAGAACAACUUCCAAGAAAUAAACACAGCAGACUCAAGCACUUUCAAAACGAGGAUAACAAUUUUUUCUUUAUCCUGAUUAUACUGGUCAUGGUAGCAUAUAUUGUCAUCAUUGUUGUGAUUAUGGUUGUAGUAAAUCGUCCAAGAGAUGCCACUCAGUUGAGCAGCGAAAAAUCAGCACGACUGAAGGCAUCACGAGCAGAGGCUUAUAACGAAGAGAGAAUUGAAGCUGGAAAGAUUGUUCAGUUUCGGUGCUGA